CCCACCCCCUCCUAGUCUCCCACCAAUCCACCAUCAAAAAAAUAACCGCGAGUCGACCAGAAAACCUCUCACCCCUUUUCCCUAUAUAAUGCCCCCCUAAACCUCAAGUUUAUUUUCUCGACACAUAUAUACGUUCGUAUACGUAUACUUUCAAGUUUAUUCUCGACGAUUUUCGGCACUUUGAAGAAUCAUCAUAGUCAUGGCGGGUGCAGUUGCCGAGAUUAUAGUCAUCUGUGUUGACAAUUCUCGUUGGAUGUUGUCUCAGAAGAAAUUUCAGACUCAGUGUGAUGCUAUUAUGCAUUAUUGCCAAGCUAAAUUUGCUGAGCAUCAAGAUACUGUUGUGGGCUUAUACACAAUGGGUUCAUCCCGUUAUCCUAAAUUGCUUGAUCCUACUAGAUCUCUUGCACAAAUCCAUGAUUCCCUCCAAGAAAUAUAUCCCUGCGAGGAGGACUCUGAGUUGGAACUUGCACAUGCGUUAUCACAUGCCUGCUUUCCUCUUCUACCGGCAUUGGAUCGCCCUGAUAGAAAAGCAAGAAUUCUUCUUAUCAUUGGAGGUCUUACAGAUCUGGCUAGUGAACAUGCUAAAGAAAUUGGAAAGAAGUAUAGAGAGACAGGUAUAGCUGUUGAUAUUGUCCUCUUCUAUCUAGGUGACACCCCCGAAGACAAGGAUGAUGAGGAUGAGAUUUAUGACAGUUAUUACCGACAAGGGAGGAAUGAGCUUUGUUUGUUUUUUAACCUAUCCAAUUGCAAUGACAACGGCCGCUUUCUAGACGUUGAGGGUGGAUCUGAUAUUUGUCAACUCAUAUCCGAUUCCAUGUUCAAAAAGACACCCCGUCUCCCUGAGAAACAGAAUGAAUAUGUUGGAGAGUUGGAGCUGUUUUGCAAGGAGGAAGCUGUCUCAGAUGUUACGGAAGUUAAAGCAGAUUCAGAACUUUAGUAAUGAGAUUGUGUGUGUUGCUGUUGAAGUGUACAUGAAAACGGUUUCCUCUAGUAGUUCUUGUAUUAAAUGGUCUCCGUUAAAAAAUUGAUCUCUUCUUAAAGAUUCUUAGCGGAAGCUUUACCUAUACUAUAACGGCAUGUUUAUUUUCUUUUCAUGUUCACACUUUUAUGAGAAUAAAUGAAGCAUUGAAGCCAUCGUCAAAUGAAAACACUAACAUGGUUGGAGAAGUUUUCGUGUGCACUAACAUGGUUGCAAACACUAACUUUUAUUUUCUUUUCAUUUUUGUGUGCAGAUCUUUCAUUCGAUGCUCACACCACAAGGAUGCUUUUAUGUGUAUGAUGAUGUUUUCCACCUGAACUAUGCUAGAGGAAAGGUGUGUCUAUACAACCAGUGUCUUGUCUAAAGACAGGAUGUUUGUGAAGAUUUGUUUCUUGCUAAGAAAUAGUGUUAUUUGUAUGCUUUUAUGUGUAUGAUGAUGUUUUCCACCUGAACUAUGCUUGAGAAAAGGUGUGUCUAUACAACCAAUUGUCUUGGCUAAAGACAGGAUGUUUGUGAAGAUUUUUUUCUUGCUAAGAAAUAGUGUUAUGAUUUGUAUGCUUUUAUGUCUAUGAUGAUGUUUUCCACCUGAACUAUGCUUGAGGAAAGGUCUGUCUAUACAACCAAGUGUCUUGGCUAAAGACAGGAUGUUUGUGAA
Messenger RNA from Erigeron canadensis, 1634 nucleotides. Its product is annotated as 26S proteasome non-ATPase regulatory subunit 4 homolog. Lineage: Eukaryota; Viridiplantae; Streptophyta; Magnoliopsida; Asterales; Asteraceae. The coding region runs from base 200 to 937 and encodes 245 amino acids. The record is from RefSeq and is a predicted model, not a curated record. The transcript has 6 exons.